ACGUCACAAACCGGCACACCGUCGACGACCAACCGAACAACCACGGUAAUUGAACAGGCCAAUGCCGUGAAGCUACGAGUGAAAGGCUAUGAGUCGCGAAAAGGACCAAUGCCAGGACCGAUCAGUACGAGCCUACCCAGUCCUUCGCAACCCCGAUGACUGUCAACUUCGAAUACUUGGCCGAUCCCUUGAUCCGCCGAAACCAUAAUGCUGAGACGGGCCCAAGCGAACUACCGAUCUCCGUGGUGCGCUGAGUUUAUCCGAAUUUGCCUUCAUCUAUUCUAUUUGAAUGCAAAUGGUCUUCGAGGUUAAUCUUUCCGAUCCUUAUUUAGAAAUGCUUUACGAUAUUACGAUGUAUAUGCCAGUUUCAACCGCCGACAUUGACGUUGCCGGUUCUCGUGGCCGAAACGUAUCUUCGUUACACCGCAUACACCUCCCAACCUGAAAUUUCCAAAAUGCCUCUCCAGGACUACCAGCGCUCCCUCCUCGACCUCGCGGUCAACAACUCCAUCCUUAAGUUCUCCGGACCUUACACCUUGAAGUCUGGCCGACAGUCCCCCUACUUCUUCAACUGCGGUCUUUUCAACACUGCUUCUCUCCUUUCCGCCCUUGGGUCUGCCUACGCUCGUGCAAUUGUUGACUCUGGUAUUCAAUUCGAUGUGCUCUUUGGCCCUGCUUACAAGGGUAUUCCCCUCGCUGCCAUCACUGCUGCCAAGCUUGCCGAUGUCGGAGGUGGCAAGUAUGCUGAUAUCGGAUAUGCUUUCAAUCGCAAGGAGGCCAAGACCCACGGAGAGGGUGGAAAUCUUGUUGGUGCUUCCAUGGAGGGCAAGCGUGUUCUUGUGAUUGACGAUGUCAUCACUGCUGGUACUGCUAUUCGUGAGGCUGUGGAGAUCAUCAAGGCUGCUGGUGGUACUUUCUCUGGUGUCUGUGUUGUAUUGGACCGUCAGGAGAAGGGUGCUUCCGGUGACUUGUCUGCCAUUGGUGAGGUCAGGAAGGAGUUUGGUGUUAAGGUUUCUGCUAUCAUCACCUUGGACGACAUUGUCGAGUUCACUCAGGACGCACUGGAACCUGCCCAGGCAAAGGAGAUGCAAGAGUACAGGAAGGCAUGGAAGGCCGAGGGUUUCGCUUCUGCCCACGACCCUUAGACAAACAAUCAUGGAUAACAUACAAUAAAAAUAAAUUCAUAAACUCCAGGC
Saitoella complicata NRRL Y-17804 is the source of this 1196-nucleotide messenger RNA. RefSeq names its product orotate phosphoribosyltransferase. The record is from RefSeq and is a predicted model, not a curated record. Lineage: Eukaryota; Fungi; Ascomycota; Saitoellomycetes; Saitoellales; Saitoellaceae. The coding region runs from base 456 to 1145 and encodes 229 amino acids. Gene Ontology annotation, biological process: pyrimidine ribonucleoside biosynthetic process; 'de novo' pyrimidine nucleobase biosynthetic process; pyrimidine nucleotide biosynthetic process. Gene Ontology annotation, cellular component: cytoplasm. Gene Ontology annotation, molecular function: orotate phosphoribosyltransferase activity. The transcript is spliced from 2 exons.